ACCUUGGCUGGAAUAAGCACACUCUAUACUGACAACUCGUAACCUUUUAGAAACUCAGAAAAUCGAAAAUGUCCAAAACUUCGAGGAUUUCUACAACUGAAAAUCUGCGCCGAACCACGACGCAAGUGGUAAAGAAGGCGGUCACUCGCAGUCGCUCCUACGAUGGGGAUGCCUUCGUCAACCUCUUCGCCCAUCGCGGAGCCCGGGACAUCAUGAUCCUGGACAGUCACGGAGUGCCGCUGCGAUCCACUUGCAGCCAGAGACGCACCUUUCUGUUCGUCUCCAACCUGAAGCCACUGCUCUUCAUGGCCCGCAACGUGGUCAGGGAUCUGGACCCCUCGAACGACAUAACGUUCAUGCGCAUCCGCUCCAACAUGGGCGAGAUCCACAUGACCCUGGGCUCGGACUUCAUUUUGAUCAUCGUGCAGAAGCUGAGAAGGUUCAGGAGCAGCUCCAUGCCAUAAAACAUUUCCGGUCGCUGUGCGUGUGCGUGUGCGAAGUUCAUUGAUCUGUAUACAUACAUAUUUCCACCUGAAUUAAAUUGCUUGCAAUUGCGGCAA
Drosophila erecta is the source of this 560-nucleotide messenger RNA. RefSeq names its product dynein light chain roadblock-type 1. The transcript is spliced from 2 exons. Bases 69 to 464 code for a protein of 131 amino acids. Gene Ontology annotation, molecular function: dynein intermediate chain binding. Lineage: Eukaryota; Metazoa; Arthropoda; Insecta; Diptera; Drosophilidae. Gene Ontology annotation, biological process: microtubule-based movement. Gene Ontology annotation, cellular component: cytoplasm; cytoplasmic dynein complex; centrosome. The record is from RefSeq and is a predicted model, not a curated record.